CCUUCAUCUCUUUUUUCCUUCGCUCUCUCCUCUCCUCUCCUGGUCCCACCCCCCUUCGCCCGCUCUGCCUCUCCCUCAGGAGCCACCCCCAGCUUUACGACUCUCCUUUGCUGCGACAAGUCUCCUUUGCCCGAUUCUCUUUCUCUCCAACCCUCUCCGCUUCGCUUCUUCCCUGUCAUACCUUUCUUUUCCCUUCUUUUUUAUAACCUUGUCUUUAUUUUUUCUUUCAUUUACACAUCUGCUGAUUCUAGCUGCGUACUAGCCAGAGUCGCCUGUGUCCAAUCCGACGUCUCGCUCACGCCGCCUAAUUUCUGGCACGUCUCCAACCCCUGGACUCCUCACGGCACGCAUUUCUUCCACGCAAGACCCGAUAUAGAUUUGCUGUGCGGCGACGAUCCUUGCUUCUCGCUUCUCUUCCUUCGUUUCAUUCAACUACUUUCUAUUCCUCCUUUCUCCUUCGAUCGACCACACCGACGACCGGCUGACAUCUUCGACUAUUCGGCUACCCCCUAGCGCCGCUAUCAAAUCGAAUUUGUCAUUUUCGUUGGCUCCAGUCCAUCGCUCUGAUUCUCAGUCCUUCGUUUAUUUCAAUACUGCAAACUUUGCCUAGCGCCAAUUGCACGCUCUAGACGCGUCAUUGCAUCUCGCACGCGGCCGAUUAUAUACCCCCCAUUCUUUACACAAGACUAUACUGUGGUGGUCUCAUCAGCUCCUCCAAAGCGCAACUGACCAACUGCCCACGAGCGCUUUUCUGUUGAUCGAUCUCGUGCCUCUAUUCAGGCACGUUUAAACUUCUCAAAACGGCUACUCUCUCGCACUCCGGGCGGGACUCGUUCGUCCCCCCUCAUCUUCUCAGCAUGCAGGACCUCAACGGUGCGAGCCAGGCUGGCCCCAACAGCAACAACCAAGGCUCUCGCUUCGGCCACGCUUCCAAGCCUUCCAACAGCGAUACUGGCUUCUCCCAUGGCGCAUUCACCUCCAACAUCUCUGGAUUUGCUGAGAGACACCCUCGCCGUGGCAAUAUUCCUUCUCUCAACACACAGCAGGUGAACCACGCACAGGGGAUGAACGACAUGGCCAGCCCCGGCUCUGGCUUUGAUAUGCAGUUCACUCCUCUUCUGCCACAAGGUCUGCUUCUUGGUAGCCCUUUCCAACCUGGAAGCCCUGCCGCCUUUGGCAGCCCUCAGUUCCAGUCACUCUCAGCCUUCCAGUCGCAGCAGCACCAGGGCCAGCAGCACAACGGCAACAAUGCUUCUCAGGGCAUGUCCCCUCAGCAGUAUCAUGCUAUGGUGUCCCCUUCUCAAUACGGUGCCCCUCAAUUCUUCCCCCCUCAAUCGCCUACCAACGGCAGCUUUAAUAUGCAGUCCUCGAUGCAGCCUAGCUCGCCUGUCCUCAACGCUGCCGCCGUUAGUGGCACCAGCCGAACAGUCUACCUUGGCAACAUCCCGCCUGACACCUCUGCGGAAGAAAUUCUUGGACACGUUCGAAGUGGACAAAUCGAGUCGGUUCGUUUGCUAGCCGACAAGAACUGCGCCUUCAUCUCGUUUCUCGACGCCAGCUCCGCGACCCAUUUCCACUCCGACGCUAUUCUGAAGAAGCUGUGCAUCAAGGGCCAAGAUAUCAAGGUUGGGUGGGGUAAGCCUUCGCAGGUUCCUACCUCUGUAGCGCUGGCUGUUCAGCAAUCUGGUGCAUCUCGCAAUGUCUAUCUCGGUAACCUCCCUGAAGAAAUUACAGACGAGGAACUGAGGGAAGACCUUGCCAAGUUUGGUGCUAUUGAUACCAUCAAGCUUGUUCGUGAGAAGAACAUUGCUUUUGUUCAUUAUCUUUCUAUUGCAAAUGCUAUCAAGGCCGUGUCUCAACUACCUCAAGAGGCCAAGUGGCAAGCUCCUCGUCGUGUCUACUACGGCAAGGAUCGUUGCGCGUACGUCUCCAAGACGCAGCAGCAGAAUGCAGCUCAGUACCUGGGCAUUGCUCCUGGCUAUGCACACAUGCUUACUGGUGCUGAUCGCGACGUCAUCUCUAACGCUCUGGCUCAGCAGUCCGUGGCUGCAGCAGCUGUUGCUACCUCUGCUGGUGGCAUGAACAACCUCGGCAACCGCACAAUUUACCUAGGCAACAUUCACCCCGAGACGACAAUUGAGGAGAUUUGCAAUGUCGUUAGAGGCGGCUUGUUGCAUCACAUUCGCUACAUCCCUGACAAGCACAUUUGCUUCGUGACGUUCAUCGACCCUACCGCCGCUGCCUCGUUCUACGCCCUCAGCAACAUUCAGGGCCUUAUGAUCCACAACCGCCGACUAAAGAUUGGAUGGGGCAAGCACUCUGGUGCUCUCCCCCCUGCUAUUGCCCUCGCCGUCAGUGGCGGUGCCUCCAGAAACGUCUACGUUGGCAACUUGGAUGAGACUUGGACCGAGGAGCGCUUGCGACAAGACUUUACGGAAUUUGGCGAAAUUGAGCUGAUCAACACCCUUCGCGAGAAGAGUUGCGCCUUUGUCAACUUCACCAACAUUGCCAACGCCAUCAAGGCCAUUGAGGCCAUUCGCGGCAGAGAUGAAUACAAGAAGUUCAAGGUCAAUUUUGGAAAGGAUCGUUGCGGAAACCCUCCUCGACAGACCCAGCAGCAGAGCAACUCUCCUCGUGGCGAUGGCGUGUCUUCGCCUCCUCCCAACGGCUCUCAGAACAGCGGUUCCCCUAGCGGCGAGUCUGCGGCCAUGUUCAAUGCAGGCAGCAACCCCCUCACCAUGUACUUGAACCAGAUGUCUCAGCAAGUUCACCAGCAGCAACUUUCUCAGCCUGGUGCCAUGUAUGCUGGCCAGCCUGGCAACGAGCUUGGUCUCGAAGUGCCUCACCAAGCUCAGCUAUCGUCCCACGGUCAAUCUGCAAGCAUUUCCAAUGGAUAUCCCAUGAACGGCAACACCUCUGGCGCCACCACCAUUGGCGGUCUUCUCGCUCCAAGCAACGCCCGAGGCUCACACAGCCGUGCUGUCAGCCUGCCUGCGUUCGGACCUGGCUUUGAAAACGGCGGUAACAGCCCCAACAGCCUCCAUGGUAGCAACAACAGCGAAAACGAGCCUCAGCAACACCAACCGCGCCGUGGCCACCACUACCAAGCUAGCUUUGGUGGUAUGGCCGGUUCUGGCUUCGGCCUUGCUAUCCAAGGCGGCCUCAACGGCUGGGCUGAGGAAGAAGUGGCCAACUAAGCUUCCGACUCCUGUGUGCUUGUAUCAGCGCACAAUUCCUCUUCGAGGCGUGUGUUCACGACUCUGCUAAUCAUUUCUUGUUUAUAUCUGUUUGCAAUGUCUCAUUUUCAUCUUCAUUUACCAGCAGCCCGCUUAAUUCCUUCCUUUUUAUUCUAUUUUUCCCCGGGCUGCUACCUUCAUUUUCACGUAUUUUCUUUUAGUACUUGUUUUAUCACCUUCCUUUCUUGUAUGCCUAAUAUCCUACUUUUCUUCUUUUUUGUCAGGCUUAAAAUCGACUUGAUACGGAUUGUUGGAAUGGGAGGUGAGGCGGACAGAGGGCAAGUUGGAUAGGUUAGUGGAUGGGUGUAUAUGCUCAUUUUUUUGGAUACCAAAUGUGCAGGCUCAGAAGAGCGCACUGGGAAAAGAGCAAAGAUAUACAACGGGACAGGGGCAGCAAUAUCACAUAGCAUGGAUAGUUGAAUGCAUAUGCUGGCGGCGACGCCAGCUCGAAUACUCAUACUGAUUUUCC
Molecule: messenger RNA, 3705 nt
Organism: [Torrubiella] hemipterigena
Lineage: Eukaryota; Fungi; Ascomycota; Sordariomycetes; Hypocreales; Clavicipitaceae
Source: the annotation of a GenBank genome assembly